AUGGGGGCCCUGGGAGUACUGUUAGGGGUGCUGGGCUUCCUAGGGGUACUCCCGGGGGGUUCUCUUACCUUCCGCUGGGACAGCACCUUCUGCCACUUGGCCAGGCCCAUCCCUGGCAGCCCUCUGGGUUCCUUGAGCUUUCUGAGCAAGGAUAGCCAGGGUUUGGCCCUAUUUGAAGCCCAGUGGGAUGGCCAUGGAAGACUGCAGGUGUGUAACCGGCUGGGUGAGCCAGAACUCAUCGCCACCUUCGAGACCCUCUGCGUUCAUGAGUCCACGAAGGGAUCCUUCAUCCACACCCCUGGACCUGAGCUACAGAGAGCCCUGGCCAGGCUUGAGGGCCAGUGGGAGGCCUGCAGAGCACUCCAGGGGCCCCCAGCGGGGCUCAGGGAGAAGCGGGCAGCCGAGAAGAAGGGAAUAUUUGGCAGAGGACACCUGCGAAGGAAGAGAGGCUGGACAGUGCCUGGCACGCUGUGGUGUGGAGUUGGGGACUCUGCCACCAACACCUCGGAGCUGGGGAUCUUCCGGGGCCCAGACUUCUGCUGCCGUGAACAUGACCGCUGCCCACAUACCAUCUCGCCCUUGCAAUACAACUAUGGCAUCCGGAACUUCCGCUUCCAUACUAUCUCCCACUGUGACUGCGAUGCCAGGUUUCAGCAAUGCCUGAGGAACCACAGCGACUCUAUCUCUGACAUCAUGGGCGUGGCCUUCUUCAAUGUGCUGGAGAUUCCCUGCUUUGUGCUGAAGGAGCAGGAGGCGUGUGUGUCAUGGUACUGGUGGGGCGGGUGUAAGAGCUAUGGCUCUGUGCCCCUCGCCCACCUCCAGCCGAGGACUCGCUAUAAUGCCUCCUGGAACUCCCCAGACACUCCAUUGACCCCCAGUCCCUGGAGCCCAGACCCCAGCAAAUUGAGAAGGAAUCAACAUCCUUGGACAAGGCGGACAAAGCACACAAGGUCUGGGCAGCCCAGCCCAGCCUACACCACAGUUCUCCAGGUCCCUGUGGCCGCCAGGACUGACGUGAACCUUAUAACCCAGCCGGGGGACUCCCAGCCCAGUCUCUGGAGCCUUCAGGAUGCCCACCGGGCUUGCCGCAGCUUCCGGUACCUGGACCGCUGUGAGCAUCAGAUUGGGCCCCAGGAAACCAAGUUCCAGCUGCUCAACAGUGCCCAGGGGCCCCUCUUCUCCUGCAACUGCACACGCCGUGUGGCACGCUUCCUGAGGCUGCACAGCCCACUUCCAGGUGCCAAUGUGCUUUGGGAACUGCUGGGUACCACCUGUUUCAAGCUGGCUCCUCCACCGGACUGUGCCGAGGUCAAAGGCUGUUCCAGAGACCCCAAGGCCAUCAAGGUGUCAGCUCGCCACUUACGGCAGCUUCGGUUCUACUCUAAAAGCACAGGCAAAGGGCACAAGUGGCUUCUGGAAUCCCCCGGGACCCCGGUGUCAUUUUAUAAUCAAUGUCUCCAGCUCACCCAGGCAGCCCGAGGCAGCAAAGGACAGCAACAAUUGGAGAACCAGUGAUCUCAGUUCCAGCUGUCCCUGUGCACCAGCUUGGACCUUGCCCCCAGGCCCUGGGGAGUCUCGGCCUCCUCUCUCUGGAUUAGACCUAGAGUAUGGAAACCAGGAGGCUGGAUGAAGGGAGCUUGCCUACUGUGCUGAGAGACCGAAAGCUGGUGAAACAACCUGUGUGUCUGCAUGUGGCUCAGGAAACUCACUCUGAUGCAGGGACCUUCCCAUACAGAUGGAAUUGGGGGGAGAGGGCAGUAACCAACUGGAGCAUCCCGAGGAGGUACCUGUUGUAAGAGUCAUCCAUGAGCCACAAACCUCCCUAAGAAAACCACAAACCUUGGCUAUGAUGCUUAGGGCAGAAGGUAGGAAAUUAGAGAUGUCUACUGCCUGAAUCUGAACCCAAGAUGGGGGGUAGGGGACACUGGAGAGGCCUUCUCAACUCCCUUCUUUUGCUCCCCUGCAGUUUCUUUAUUUGUACUGAUACCAGAGCUUGAACUCAGAGCCUGAUGCUCUUUCUGGGCAUUUUCACUAACAGCUGGCACUCUACCACUUGAGCCACACUUGCUGGUUAAUUGGAGAAUAGAAUCUUGUGGAUGUUUCUGCUCCAGCUGGCCUUGAAUGGUGAUCCUCAGAUUUCAGCCUCCUGAGCAGCUAGGAUUAGAAUGACCAGGGAGGGGCACCCUUCUUUUAAUAACUGCUGUGGCUGUUUUCUUUUUUUUUUUUUCUUUAGAACUGAGACCCAAACUCAGGGCUUUGCACUUACCAGGCAAGUGCUAUUCUACUGAGCUAAAUCUUCAAAUCUGGCUGCAGCCUUCUUAGCCAGGCCUAUACCAUUGUUUCUAGCCUAAAGCUAAAUCCCCUCUAUGCUCUUGGGCAAAGGACUGCUCUCCCUUACUCUUAGCCUUAGUCUCGUCCUCUGAAAAGGGGGUCACAAGCGUAACCAUGAGCUACCUCAUAGAGUUGAGGAUAAGCGAGAGUAUCUACCUACCUACCUAUCUACCUAGAGAGAGCGCACACAUGCAUUUGGCACAUAGUAAACUUUGAUUUCCCUCUAGCACUGAGCCAAGGUGUGUUUCUGGUUUUGAGACAUUUGUGUCCCUUUUUUUGUUGUUUUUUUGCUAUGACUGAGGCUUGAACUCAGAGCCUUGGGUACUGUUAGCUUUUUCACUCCAGGUUUGCACUCUGCCCC
Molecule: messenger RNA, 2692 nt
Organism: Perognathus longimembris pacificus (Pacific pocket mouse)
Lineage: Eukaryota; Metazoa; Chordata; Mammalia; Rodentia; Heteromyidae
Gene: Pla2g3
Product: phospholipase A2 group III
Exons: 7
Coding region: 1-1515 (504 amino acids)
Biological process (GO): arachidonate secretion; phospholipid metabolic process
Molecular function (GO): A2-type glycerophospholipase activity
Source: RefSeq, a predicted model, not a curated record